CGGCGCGCGAUCGCGGCGCGGGUCAGAGUGGAAGCUGCGGUCAUCCGGUGCGGAGGCAACCGCUCAGUCUCGACCGCUCUUUUUCCGACUGGCGCCCGUGGGAGGACGACAGCGUCAGCUUCUUCACCCUCUUCAUCUUCACGACGAUCGCGAGUCUCCAAGACAGUGAGGUGUAAAGCGCCGACUCGAAGUGCACGUCAUCGUGAACAUCCGCAUUAUUCGUGGCAAUUUUCCCGGCAGAAAAAAAAAUAGAGAGAGAGACUAACCGCAAGUCCCAUCGUCUGAUGUGUCCAUGCUGUUACUGCUGCUCCAUACCUAGAGGAAAGAACGCUGUCGAUUACUUUUAAAGAUUUGACCCGUCACGCUCGCUUCGGAAGAACGGGGUGUGAGAACCACCGUUGCGGUGAUCUGUAAUUAUGAAGCCCCGGACAUGCCGUUCAUCAAGUGAGAUACACGUUUACAAAGCCUGAAGAAGAUUAUAAACAGUGCAAUCUCCCACAUCCCGCGAAAGAGUUCCUCAGUUUUGGAGAUAAUUGGAGCAACACUUGUACGUUCGCGAGCGCUUCGGAAUAUUUACCCGCAGCCGCGUUUUUUACAACCAGCUUCUCGAGGAUGAACACGCUGCCGGACGCAAGACGCAACUGAAAGCCGAGCGCAUCUGCUCAAAACGAAGUAGAAUUGCAAAUGACACAUGUGUUUCCAUAUGUAAGCGAAUCGCGCACCGAAGCGUGAAUACACAAGAGUUGUCAUUGUGCGUUGGCAGAGAGCCUGAAGUUUUAGUUCGCGUGUCGCAACGAGCAAGUUCAGAACUAACUCGGCGUUGGGGAACUAAUCGAACCAAACUGCUAUGAGCUUUCACUUACCGGCUACAUGCGGUAAAACUGUCUGUCCCGGAGUGUAAUAUACCAGGACUGUACGACGAUGAAGUGUUCACGGUGUGCGAAGCCGGCUGACUUUUGGUAAGCCCGGGAGGCACCUCGCUUGUUGGAUCGUUUCAGUUUGCCGCCGUAUGCGUUCCUAAUCCGCCUCGUACACCCCAGUGUAUUUCUGCACAUAUUGGCGAGAAAAAAAUUCACACAUUGGUUCUUUCUGCAUUUGUGUGGAACAAAUUCCGCCAGCUUAAAAAUUCGAGCUGGAAACUUUGUGCGUCUCUUGAGGCACAUGUGCGAUACGGUGUCACCUGGCCAAGGCCUCAGAGCAAGUCCGCGCCUUCUGCUGCACUGUUUCCACCUGCUGUUCCUGUUCUAUGCGCCCUGUUCUGUGACGUCAUCGCAGAAAAUGGCUGAAGGAGCAAUUACGACCGGCUAUGUUCAGCAGUCGGUCGGAAAUGUGUCCGUUCCUGAAGCGAACAACGUGAGCGUCGGCUCCGAGAACAUGGCGCUUCCACAACCGGAAGUCGCUGUGCUGUCAUACGCUUCCGGGGAAGAGUCGCACAGCGUGAACGCGUCUUCCCUCUUCGUUACCCUGGGGUCUACUGCCGCUCUUCAAUGACUCUUCAGUUUUUCUACCGAGGCCAUCCGCAGCCGAGAUACAGUGUCACAUGUCGGACGUGAACCGAAGCGCAGAGGUGAAAGUGGAUACUGUGCUAAGCUGCCUGCCAACCUGGGACGGGCUGUCGUGCUGGCCUCGGACGCCAGCCGCGCACACAUCUUCCAUUCCGUGCUUCGCUACUCUCAAUGGAGUCCACUACGACACAACACAAAACGCGUCACGCUUCUGCUCGACCGCGGGCGUCUGGGCCAGCAAAUCGGAUUACUCCCAUUGUGUUCCACUCUUCGAAGUUGAAAGGCCAAUAGAUGGAACUACUCUCUACUACAUAGGAUAUGGAAUGUCCCUGUGUGCCCUCAGCAUCGCCUUGUGGAUCUUCCUCUACUACAAGGAGCUCCGGUGCCUACGGAACACUAUCCAUGUCAACCUCAUGGUCACCUACUUCCUCAUUUCCAUUACUUGGAUGACGACAGCAACGCUGCAGUCUGUUCCUUCACCUGCGUACCAUAAGAGUGCCUGUUUCAUGUACGUGGUGCUCACAUACCUCAUGGGAACCAACUUCUUCUGGAUGUUCGUUGAGGGCCUCUACCUGUUUAUCUUGGUCGUCAAGACUUUCUCCGUGGAGAUGGUUCGUGCUCACGUCUACGCAGCAAUUGGUUGGGGAAUACCUCUAGUCGUCGUGUCAGUGUGGGCGAUCACCAAGGCAUACCUCAGCCCCAACCACAAUGAUCCAAACUUGUCUGGAGGGAUGUGCAUAUGGCAGCUCAAGGACAUCUACGACCUCAUAUUCAUCGGACCCGUGAUCCUGGUCCUACUCACAAAUAUAUUCUUCCUGAGCCACAUCAUGUGGGUGCUGAUCACCAAGCUCCGCGCUGCAACAUCGGUCGAAUCACAGCAGUACCGGAAAGCGGCUAAGGCACUGCUUGUGUUGAUCCCCCUGCUGGGCGUCAGCUACAUUCUGGUGAUGUGGACGCCCCAGCACAAGACUGCCAGGGUCAUCUUCACCUACCUCCAAAUAACACUGCUCUCCACGCAGGGUUUCACAGUCGCCGUGCUGUACUGCUUCCUGAAUGGCGAGGUCCGCAACUCUGUGCGUCACCACCUGGAGCGGUGGAAAACGAUGCGGGCCCUUCGUCGCGGGAGCGACCGCUGCCGCCAGGCACUGGGCUACGGCCGCGCGCACAAGCCGCUGGCCACGCAGCGGGGAAGCUGCGUCAGUUUCACCACCAGCACGACCACAUCGUGCCUGCCGUCGACGGGCAGCCGCUUCCCGUCGCAGCAGAACAAGCGACCCAGCAACGGCUCUUACGCGCAGCUACCCUUCACCGAUAACCCUGUUUAAGCGGCAUGGAGGAUUCUGACUCGCUGCUGUUGCCAAAUUCUCGGAGGAGCUUAUCUGCGCUAGUUGGUUUGUAUUCGUUGUGACAAAAUGAUGCGAACCACAGGGCCGGUGAAACAGACAAGGCGAUGCCGCUGUCUGAUUAACUUUUCAUUUUGUAAGUAUUUGAGAGAGAUGAGGGCUUGGAUCAGUUCUUACGAUCAGCUUUAUUGUGUUUACGUGAGUGCUUAGAGGGAAUGAUGAGAAAAAUGGAAAAGAAAAGCAAUGAAGGAGCCCUUAUCUAAAAUUCAAGUUUACGUUUAAAAUCUAUUGAAGCCUGAGCGUUCCCUGAAGAAGCAGCCACAACAAGCUGCUGGUUUGGUAAUAUUUUGCCCUCUCUUGACAUAAGGUACGCGUGAAAUUCGCCAAAUGAAAAGCGGUUGAAGGUAUGAUGAGUUGGUCGAUAAGAGGCUCCGAUGGCAAGUUUUGUUCGCUCACUUUAGGCGAGAGGGGCAGAGCUUUAUCAUGGUCAGCAGAGGUCUACAAGCCUUCAGGUUGCGCCGACCAAUCCACGUGGUCGCGAGCUCGCUUCUCACGCCGACCGCCUAGGCCCGCCUGAGUGCGCAGAGUUGUAUCUCCGGGUCAGAGACAAGCAGCAGUGCUUCCCAAGUCCCCGCGACCAGCUAUACCGUCAAGUCCUGUGGA
Messenger RNA from Rhipicephalus sanguineus (brown dog tick), 3511 nucleotides. Its product is annotated as diuretic hormone receptor. NCBI's taxonomy places the organism in Eukaryota, Metazoa, Arthropoda, Arachnida, Ixodida, Ixodidae. The record is from RefSeq and is a predicted model, not a curated record. Bases 1541 to 2830 code for a protein of 429 amino acids. The transcript is spliced from 13 exons. Gene Ontology annotation, molecular function: diuretic hormone receptor activity; peptide hormone binding; G protein-coupled peptide receptor activity. Gene Ontology annotation, cellular component: plasma membrane. Gene Ontology annotation, biological process: cell surface receptor signaling pathway; adenylate cyclase-modulating G protein-coupled receptor signaling pathway.